GUGUGUGCCCGCCGUGAAUCGCUCCAGCAUCCCUGCGCAGACAGCAGGGCCACCUAAACGCGCACAAAACACGCACAUAUCCCGUGAAAAGAUGUAAUCGUGGGAGGAAAAGUUGCUGCUCUUUUUUGUUGCGGGUCGCUGCUUUGCAAUGACGGAACAUGACGAGAGCCUGGAUUCUGUGCUGCGCCUCUUUGGAGGACAGACCGAUGCGUUGAGAGAAGUAGUAAUGCGGAAUAUCCCCCCCUCGUAGGUGUUAACGCAGAAAAUACAAGAUGAAGAAGCAAUUCAACCGGAUGCGACAGCUCGCCAACCAGACGGUGGGGAGAGCAGAAAAAACAGAAGUGCUGAGCGAAGAUCUUCUACAGGUAGAGAAGCGUCUGGAUCUGGUCAAGCAGGUGACGCACAGCACUCACAAGAAGCUGACCGCCUGCCUGCAGGGUCAGCAGGGGACCGACACGGAAAAGAAAUCUGUCAAGUCACCAUCUAAAAAACUUCCUCUCACGAUCUUGGCACAAUGCAUGGAGGAGAGCGCUCUGGUGUUGGGGGACGACUCGCUUCUAGGAAAGAUGCUGAAGAUGUGUGGAGAGACAGAAGAGAAGUUGGCCCAGGAGCUGCUUCAGUUCGAGCUCCAGACUGAAAGAGAUGUGGUGGAGCCUCUCUACGUGCUUGCAGAGGUAGAAAUCCCCAACAUUCAGAAACAGAGGAAACACUUAGCUAAACUGGUCUUGGACAUGGACUCAGCACGAACAAGAUAUCAGCAGUCGUCUAAGUCCUCCAGCCACCCAAGCACAAUGCAGCCUGGCACCAAGUCCGAGUCCCUGAGAGAGGAGAUGGAGGAGGCAGCCAAUCGGAUGGAGAUUUGUAGAGAUCAGCUGUCAGCAGACAUGUACAAUUUCGUGGCCAAAGAAAUAGACUAUGCAAACUACUUCCAGGCGUUGAUAGAGACACAGGCAGAAUAUCACAGGAAGUCAUUAGAAAUUCUUCACAGUGUCCUGCCCCAGAUUAAAGCUCACCAAGAGGCGUGGGUGGAGAAGCCGUCAUUUGGCAAGUCUCUGGAGGAACACCUGAAUAUUAGUGGGAGGGAGAUCGCUUUCCCCAUCGAAGCGUGUGUCACCAUGCUAUUAGAGUGUGGCAUGCAGGAAGAGGGCCUUUUCAGAGUGGCUCCAUCGGCCUCUAAGCUGAAGAAGCUGAAAGCCUCCCUGGACUGCGGAGUUCUUGAUGUGCCGGAGUACUCCUCCGACCCACACGCCAUUGCAGGGGCCCUGAAAUCGUAUCUCCGUGAACUCCCCGAGCCAUUAAUGACUACUGAACUUUAUGAUGAAUGGAUUCAGGCUUCUAACAUUCAAGAUAUGGACAAGAGGCUACAAGCAUUGAUGGCAGUAUGUGAAAAGCUACCCACAGACAACUUGAAUAAUUUUAGAUAUUUGAUCAAAUUUUUAGCCAAGCUGAGUGAAUAUCAAGACUCAAAUAAGAUGACUCCUGGUAAUAUUGCCAUUGUUCUCGGACCUAACCUGCUCUGGACACACACAGAACCGAACAUGACGGAGAUGAUGACCACUGUUUCCCUACAGAUUGUUGGCAUCAUUGAGCCCAUAAUUCAGCAUGCUGACUGGUUUUUCCCUGGAGACAUCGAGUUCAACUUGACAGGCAGCUACGGAAGCCCGAUCCACACCAACCACAACUCCAACUACAGCUCCAUGCCUUCGCCAGACUUGGACCAAUCAGAACGCAAGCAGCAGCAGCAGCACAACCAGAGCCAGCGCCCGCUGAGCGUUGCCACUGACAACAUGAUGCUGGAGUUUUACAAGAAAGAUGGCAUUAGGAAGAUACAAAGUAUGGGCGUUCGAGUUAUGGAUACCUCCUGGGUGUCUCGUAAGGGUUCGUCCACGCUGACGCGCAAGACUUCCUCCACUCCUCCAGGCAUGCAAGGGCCUGGCUCUCCGGCAGACACGCUCAUCCCCGAGCAGCCAGGAGAGCUCGCCAGCUCUCCGUCCGCUACUCCACCACUAGGGGAAAGGGUUUGCUCAGACAACGUGCAGCUCAAUCGGCCGGACACCUCUCAUGCCCACCCACCCCCAGGGGAGGACCGGCCUCCCCCCCCUUACCCCAGCUCCUCGUGCCACGCUACCCCACACCACUUCUACCCCAAACCCCCGCCCUGCACUCGCCCUGUGGCACCGGGUCCCGAGUCCCAGCCCCCGGCCUCCCCCCCUCCCCCAUUGCGCUGGUCUGGCUUUACGCCCCCUGCCCCACCUCCUUCCUCCUCUUCCUCCUCCUCCUCUUCGUCACUUGACAUCAAUUCAAACCCAAAACCUAGCUGUCUUCACUUCCCCAAGCACAGCCCGCCGGGUGACAUGUCGCACGCCCCCCCGCCUGACAUGAAUGCUUCUCCACUUUAUGUUAAAACCCCUUUGAUACUGACCCGCCAUGACCAGGCCCUUGGCAAUCCCCCUAGCCUUCCCUCAUCUGUGCCCCCACCCCCACCGUGGGCUGCCUGUCCAUGUGCUCGAGAGAGAGGACCCCCCAGGCUGACUAGCUCACUGAAGAGUAAAGAGCUUUCCCCUGUAACUGGACACAAAGCCAUCCAGGUGGCAAGUCCAACAGUGCCCCCCAGCAGCAGCCCUCAGAGCAGCAGCCAGUCCCCCCACUCCGCAGAGCAGAGCCCACACGCUCUUCGCAAAGGUUCCAAGAAGUUGGCCCCCGUCCCUCCAAAAGUCCCUUACGGCCAGUCAGGAGUGAUAUCUGACCAGUCAACUGGUCAGCCCUCACCAGUCAGCCUCUCCCCAACCCCUCCCAGCACCCCGUCCCCAUAUGGACUGAUCUGUCCUCCAGGGCAAGUGCCACCGUCGUCCCCUGGGCAAACUCCGCUCGGUGCCCCCCACUCCCUAUCGUCCCCACCCUCCCUGACAGGAACACUCACCAAGUCACGGCCUGCUCCCAAGCCCAGGCAGAGACCCAGCCUGCCCCCUCCUCAACCACCCACAGUGCCCCUGGGGUUCUCUGGCCUGGCCGGUCCCCCAGUCCCCCAGCCUCUGGAGCAGGGCCUCCUGGAUGGGCUAUCUCCUGGAGAGAGCAUGUCUACAGAUAUCUUCAGUUAUGAAAUCCCCUCCAUCAAUGUCAAUCUGGACAGCCUCAUCGAUGAGUUCAGCAGCGCCCCCUGCAGGAGGUCCAUGGCAGUGACAGAUUCUCCAGAUGGGGACACUGUGCCUGAGGAGGAGCCCCAGAGCACCAUUCUAUGACCUAUGACCCCGAGGCAUCAUGUACCAGCAGCAACCCUUUGGCUAUAGAUGCUCUUAACUGUUGCCAUGGAGGCCUGGUGGAAACAAACACUGGCUUCACCGAUACCCAUCAGAAACCGGGACACAAACUCUCUCACGUCUGCUACAAGCUGCAGAGAAACUCGUCUUUCACAGCUGCUCGCUAUUACAUUAAUGUGACUACAAAAAAAUCUAAAAAAUUUAAAAAACACCAAAAUGCCAUAGUGGACGAACUGUUGCCUUUAAGAGGAAAGACUGGAAAAAUAAGUAUUACAUGAAAAUAUUUCCCCCCCACUGAU
Molecule: messenger RNA, 3556 nt
Organism: Nematolebias whitei (Rio pearlfish)
Lineage: Eukaryota; Metazoa; Chordata; Actinopteri; Cyprinodontiformes; Rivulidae
Gene: arhgap44a
Product: Rho GTPase activating protein 44a
Exons: 22
Coding region: 273-3239 (988 amino acids)
Biological process (GO): modification of dendritic spine; regulation of dendritic spine morphogenesis; regulation of actin cytoskeleton organization
Cellular component (GO): presynaptic active zone; intracellular anatomical structure; leading edge membrane
Molecular function (GO): protein binding; GTPase activator activity
Source: RefSeq, a predicted model, not a curated record